Amorphotheca resinae ATCC 22711 is the source of this 251-nucleotide messenger RNA. RefSeq lists its product as hypothetical. The transcript has a single exon. NCBI's taxonomy places the organism in Eukaryota, Fungi, Ascomycota, Leotiomycetes, Helotiales, Amorphothecaceae. The record is from RefSeq and is a predicted model, not a curated record. The annotation marks the transcript as partial.
GUGGUCCAAACCCCAAACCUGGCCAGAGUCCGUUCAAAGUCUGGCCAUUUGUUGCCUUGAUGCUCGCAGGAUCUGGGACUUAUGCAUUAAUGGUCAAGAGUCGAGCAGGUACGUGUCAACAGCCCACGCUUCAAGAUUUUGCGGCCCCUUUUCCAAAAUCUCAUGAAGCUCAAUUCGAGAGCCGCUUUAACAGCCAAGAUCAAGUACCGUUGAUCCAACAUCGACGCCCUUAUUCAACACUUGUAACCUUG